AUCGGCAACCGCCAUCUCAUCUCUCUUUCUGUCAUCAUCUGCCGUUGUACUUCAACGUUCACCGGUGCCUCGCGAACGCCCUUAGUAUCUUACCCCCACACUCUUCAUUCGCACCUCAUUCAUCUUAUCUCUUUUUCCCUGCAUUUUUGCUGCAUAAACGCCCCCUUUUCUGCUCGAACGACUUGUUCACAGAGUCAUUAAUAACAGAUAUGCCUGUACCUACUCCAUCUUCUUUGUCUGCCUCCACAGCCUCCAAAUCCAGCAUCGCGAAAACGCAUGGCCACCCGCAUGCGAAGAAGACGAGGAUUGUUAGGAGGCGAGGAAGAGCUAUGGACAGCGACGACGAGAUUGUGAGGGAGGUUGGAACAGAUUCCGAGUCUGAAAAUGGCUCAGCAUCCAGCGACGACUCGUCUGAUUCGGACACCGAGCAAGUAUCUGAUGACGCCUCUGGCCACAGACGUCCCGGAGUUCUCACCCCUGACACGAGCGAGAGUCCAACCAAUGGAAUACCCACAGAAAAAGAGCCAAGUACAUCCUUUUUUGCGCCAUCAGGGAACUGGUCAGAAAUGGUAGCAGAAGAGAAUAGUAACGGGCCUGCAGACCUCCCUGUCAUUGAUUUCGCCGAGUUCAAUGGCAACACUUCGACAGCGAAACCACCUCGGCAGCGGAAAGCGAAGAAAACCGCACCGAAAGUGAAGCAAGGCUCAGAAGCUACGUCUCUUCCAUCUCCCCCACUGUCUGUCAGUGAAGAUCACGAAGAAGAGUCUGUCGAAGAGGCUCCUCCCUCUACCUCUUCAACUCGCCCGACUCACCGUGAAUUCAUUCGGCGUCCUCCUGGACAGACAGCUCGUCAGGCCUAUCAAAACAGGCUGGAAUCGGACCCGUCAUAUGUUCCAACGGUGGGGGAGUUCUGGGGCCAUGAUGAUAGGCUUUUGGACAAGGAUCUGCGCAGUUUGAGCGGGUGGUGGCGUGGUCGGUGGCAAGGACGGGGCUAUGGUAGAGGGCGGGGUUUCGAUCGGAGUUUCGCGAUGCGUGGUCGGGGAGGUUUCGUAGGACGAAACGCGUUUCCUCAUCAGGAUUCCGUCCAGGAGGAUGAAGAAGCGGAAGCUGUUGAUGUUCCACCUGUUGAACGGGCAUGGACACAUGAUGGAUUCGAGGAAAUGAAGCGCAACGACGAGGCUCGUCGGUCAGUUCAACAACACCAGUCUCAGCCAUUCCGUGGUGUUGGCCGCGUGCGUGGAGGGGCACCUACUCGAGAACGGGGCGGCUUUUCUCGUUCCACGGGGUCCGCCAAUGCGCCUUCGAUGUCCUCUGGUCGUAUCUGGUAUCCAAUGAAGCCUGAGCUUGCGUGGACAAAGCAACAUGAAGGCUUCCUCUAUACCGAUGCAAGUAUGAAACCACGCCGCGGUCGCGGUGCAGGAUACAGGGUCAGACUACCAGGGAGUCGGGGACAGAUCGUCAGAACACCAUUGACGUCAACCAAGGAACUGCCAGUUCCAGCACCUUCUGGCACUGCGACUACCAGUGUGCUGGGUUCUGAGUAUGGGGAGAAAACCGUCGUCGUUCGGCUGCCUUCUGCAGCGAAGUCGAAGUCGGUUUCAGGCAAGUCUGAUGUGGAGGACAUUGUCACCAAGGUUAACGAUCUUUCCAUUGAAGAUGUAUUCACUGUUAGGCCGCAGCUUGUUACCGCGAAGCCUAUACCUCUACCCGAACCAUCGUCCUCCAGAGCACGUUCCAAUACUCUGCAGUCGCAAUCCACGCCAUCGCUGGCUGUUCAGCAGAAGCUUGAGCAGCUUUCGAUACAGCCCCCAUCUGAUUCGACUAGAUGGUCUCAGACUGAGGAAGCUGUUCUGCGGAACCCGUCAUCUAGUGACACCCCAGAACAGCAGCAGCAGCAGCCUUCGUCUUCCACGAGCGAAUCUCGACCUUCCUUGGUUCCUCUUCCAGCUGCCUUCCCUUCGUCUGGCUCUCAACCGUCCCCUGCGUACGUUUCUCCUUAUCAUUAUGGUGUUCCGUUGCCACCCGGUAUCGCUGUGAAUCCUGUCGGCAUGCCCUAUGAGGUCGCUACAGGUCGUCCAGUCUAUUUGCAACCCCCGUCCAUGUACAAUCCUCGUCCAAUGAUGCCUCCAUUGGCGCCUACAAGCGCUCCAUUUGUGCCUGGACACAUGCAUCACCAAUCAACGACGACUGCCGAUUAUGCCCCUCAUACUCCGCCCGUCAAUGGCUUCAUUGACCCGACUACUGGUAUGCCCAUAUUCUCCUUUGCUCCUCCAUCUUCUCGGAUCGAAAUACGUGCACCCGGAGAAGGAGGUCCUGGCAAGAGUUCUGGCAAGGAACAUGCUUUAUCAGGGUUAAGAUCCACGGCUGCUACAUUUGAGCCAACCCGACCUGCAGAGGGUACCGAUCAGGAAUAUUCUGAGGGAUCAGGCAUUCCCACGUAUGCUUCUGAGGGAGGUGCGGAGAAUGGGACACCUCCGGUGGAACAAGUUGGCAUGAUGUACGCGCCCUAUGGGCAGUACUAUUACCCUGAAACGUACGGAUACAUGCCGUACGUUGAUAUGUCGCAAGUACCACAGUACGAGAUGUACAACGAGCACAUUCCUCAAGGAACCGUUUACUACUAAUCGUACCUCUUCCUAUCUUUUCUAUUUGGUUCAUUUUGCGUACUAUUUGUCCUUUCUUUUGAGUCAUCACAUAUCGCCAUGUCCCACAGUCUACCAUCGAUCCCUCAUUAUCUCGCAUGCUUUCGUCCACGCUUUCAUCAGACUUUGGGAGACUUCCCCCUCAUUAUACAUACGUAUAUAAGCAUACCUUGCAAAUCCUAGUUGAAUCGCUGUAGUAUGACGUCUCUUUUUUUGUGAUCCCCUUGUUCUUGUUCUGUGAUGCACAUCUAUAUGCAAAUAUAAGUAUUUUUGUUUCAGAAACAAGAUGAUACUUGCAGUUACGAGAA
Desarmillaria tabescens is the source of this 2950-nucleotide messenger RNA. RefSeq lists its product as uncharacterized. Bases 210 to 2624 code for a protein of 804 amino acids. Gene Ontology annotation, biological process: mRNA processing. The record is from RefSeq and is a predicted model, not a curated record. The transcript is spliced from 2 exons. NCBI's taxonomy places the organism in Eukaryota, Fungi, Basidiomycota, Agaricomycetes, Agaricales, Physalacriaceae. Gene Ontology annotation, molecular function: mRNA binding. Gene Ontology annotation, cellular component: exon-exon junction complex.